This is a messenger RNA of Saitoella complicata NRRL Y-17804, 1272 nucleotides long. RefSeq lists its product as uncharacterized. The coding region runs from base 1 to 1272 and encodes 423 amino acids. The transcript has a single exon. The record is from RefSeq and is a predicted model, not a curated record. NCBI's taxonomy places the organism in Eukaryota, Fungi, Ascomycota, Saitoellomycetes, Saitoellales, Saitoellaceae.
AUGCUGGCUCGCAGGGAUUCUCGCCGUGUCUUCACCGUCGCUACCAUAGUGACGUUACUGUGCUUGAUCUACUUGACGCUUUCGCCCUCAUGGUCGUUUGCUGCAACAAGGAAGCCUUCCGUCUUUGAACCAGUCUCUCGCUAUGAAGCACCGUUUGCAACCGACUUGGACGCUCCAGCUGUUCGCAAGUCGAAGAGGAACAUGCGCAUCGCCCUCAUCAACACGCCUAAAUACCACUUCGAGGUCGUCAUCCCUCUUCUUGACGCUUUCUCGCAUACGUCGCACACCCAGCUUGAGCUGUUUGUCAACCAUACGUCCGCGGAGCGAAUGAACGCGUUACCGUUCCUUCAACAAGCUGCUUCCGGGGAGCUCAUCAUGCGCCGGUGGGAAGAGUUGAGGUCAUCGGAGCUCAUGUACAGGCCCGACAUCGCCGUGCUGACAUCUUGCUCUCGCGACCUCGAAGAUUUGGGCGACAUGUUCACAAACCCUGACUCUCCGAGUUCUCCUCACGAGAUUGUCUGCGUCAUUCACGAAGCGCCGGAGUGGGAGGAUCCAGAGUCGCCCUGGAGAAAGAUUCUCCAGCCUUGGGUAGAACGUUCACGCGUCAACUUUGUCGUGCUGUCGGAGCAUGUCCAUCGAUUCGUUGCCGAACACUUUUACGAACCCUGGAACGUCACUUCUUCGCCCAUCAAGUUGAAUGACUACUUCCCGUCUCCCGCACUUGCCGAACGACAUCCGGGCAGCGUUCGUCUCCUCCCAGCCUUCCCUCCCGUCUUCGACCCUACUCCUCUCUUUCCCAAGAAGAGCGCCGUCGAGCUUCCACCGGAACCAUUCGCGCUCAUCCCCGGUAAAUUCGAGCCCUGGCGUCGAAACUACAACACGAUUUUCGAACACACCCGCAAACACCUUUCCCUCAUCCGCGAAUACGGCGCCUCGAUUCAGCUUCUCGGCUCAGGACCCCCACCAGACAUCCCAGAAGAUCUACAAGAUGUUAUCCAUAUCGUGCCGGAGUUGGAUUUCGAUCAAUACUGGGCCUUUGCCUCGAGGGCUACCGCUCUUUUUCCGGCGUUCGCUCAUAACCAAUACCUGAUCGACCGUGCCAGUUCGAGUAUCGCUACAAGCGUCAUCGUGGGCAUUCCCGUAGUCGGUACACAUGAGCUCGUUUUUGACAAAUACACAUAUCUCGAGUCAGGGCCCAGUGCGAGGACGAGUUGGAUCCAGGGAGAUGGGGAGGAGGAGAUGGAAGUGUUUGCGAGGAUUAAAGAGACUUAG